Messenger RNA from Dermochelys coriacea (leatherback sea turtle), 3754 nucleotides. Its product is annotated as guanine nucleotide-binding protein G(t) subunit alpha-3-like. Gene Ontology annotation, molecular function: GTPase activity; G protein-coupled receptor binding; GTP binding. Gene Ontology annotation, biological process: detection of chemical stimulus involved in sensory perception of bitter taste; adenylate cyclase-modulating G protein-coupled receptor signaling pathway; sensory perception of sweet taste. NCBI's taxonomy places the organism in Eukaryota, Metazoa, Chordata, Testudines, Dermochelyidae. Gene Ontology annotation, cellular component: heterotrimeric G-protein complex; photoreceptor inner segment; photoreceptor outer segment. The record is from RefSeq and is a predicted model, not a curated record.
CUCUCGGCUCGAGAAAGCAGAAGUUCCCUGGCUAGGCCGUAACAAAGUGUUCCGCAGUCCCUUACAAUAUAUAUAUAGAUGUAUUGCUCUAAAAAUCUAAUGCUCUGAAGUUAAUCGGAGCUCAAAUUCUGAUAAACAAAUGCCUGGCAUAAAUCUUUCAAUGAUGUGACUCCAUGAUUUUAUCUCUUAAAAAAAUACUGGAAAGAUUUGGUUAUGCACGGAGAUCUUAUUACCUGCUAUUUUAAAGAAUAAAUAUAGCAGGAACGUUGACUUAACACAGCAGAGUUUUUUUUGGCUGUGCAAAUAAAUAUGCAAAACUCAGUUGUUGACACUUAGCAACUGGUUCCACACCUAUAGAAGAGCAAUGCAGAGAGUCAUUAAAUAUGUCGUUUUCUGGUAGAAUUACGCCAGUGAGUAACAAGGUUGUAAUGAAGGAGCCAAAUCUGCAGACCUCUACACCGGGUUAUAUUGUCUUAUUGAUGUGUGGGGAUAAUGCCUAUUACCUAAUGGGACCUGCACAGAGGAAAGGAUCUAUUCCUCAAUUAAGACAUUUCCCCAUUUUGUUCCACGGGGAAUGUGGCCAAUUGAUACCACGCUUGCUUUCUCUUUAUUCCUUUCUCUGCACAUUCACCUCAUCCAACACUGGCCUCCUUCCUCUUACUGCUGACAGUCUGGCCACUGCUGGUGCCAGAAACUUCUCCUCUGCUGCUCCUGACUCCAGGCCUCUGUUCAUCUCUCUGCCCCCUCGGCACUCAUUCUCAUUUCACAUCUUGUCUGAAAACAUAGCAAACCUCACCUGCUUCUAUCUGGUCACUGGUAUUUCCAUUAGCUAUUAUUUACAGGGCAAAUCCUGAAAUACUUGAUUUAUUUGUGCUACUAUAGCUCCUAGGAACCCUACUUGUGGAACAAGAUGCAAUUGUGCCAGGUGCUGUACAAACGCAGAAGAAAAAGGUGGUCCCUGCCCCAGAGAGCUUCCAGUCUAGCUAUAAGACAAGAGACAACCGAUGAGUUCAGACGGACAGAGGGGAAGAAGGAAAUAAGGGGACAAUGUUGGUCAGCAUGAUCGGCAGUGAUCUCUGCACAGGUAGCCUAACUGCUGUCAAGUUUUUGGUAAACAUCACAGAGAAGACUAAUUUUGAAGGAGGAUAAUGAGUUAGUUGACAAUGUUUGCAGGGAACUCCUCCCAAACAUGAGGGGCAGCAUAGGAGAAGGCAUGAAGAUGUUUGUUUACAAAUGUAACAUGGUGAUGGAGGCUUUCAUCACACACUGAUCAGAGGCGAGAGUCAACCUUUCCAUGCUGAGUGAGAUGAUAGGCUUGGUGGGGAUGGAUCAUGAAGGGCCUUGAAAAUGAAGGCAAGUAGCUUAAGUCUAAUACAAUAGAGAACGGGGAGCAAAUGAAGAGAUGCAGAGAGAGGAAUGACCUGGGCAAAGCAACUUAUAUAACCCUCAUCACUAUGGAAUCUCAGCACCUACUGACUCGUACAAUCUGGCAAAACUUUUGUUGCGUGUAACCCUGGCAUCAUUAAAGUCAAUAGCAAAACUCCCAAUCAGGGCCAGGAUUUUACCCGUUGCGUUUUAAGGGAGUUUAAAGUAAGGAAUGACUAAGAACUGAACAUCAUUUGUAUUAAAUUCUCAUCUGCCUCCAAUGUGCACUGCAUGCACUUGGACGGAGGGGACAGGAAGGGAGUUGUUUCCAACCCUCCAGACCUUAGGGGCUCUGUCCCAGCCUUUAGCCAUGUAUUGAUUAUAGCCGCCACUCCCAGGGCACUGGUGACUUCCCCAUGCCAGGGGAAAUUUCCACCUGGUUGGCUCCACUGGUUUUGGAAGCCCUUUGCACUGGCCGACUGGCCUGUUCUUCCAUCCAAAAAAAGAGGGAGAGUGAUAUUUCUAACUAACCCCCCAACUGCCCUGUGUUCCAUAACGGUCAAUGGGUUGAUAGGAAUUGGCAAAGACACUGUCACUUUUAGCAAAAGGUAGCCACACAAAAGUUUAUUCCAGCAGUUACAUAUUGUUACAAAGUCUGAACAGGAGUCAAUGCAUAUUCUCAUAAUAGUGUGAAAUUAGAAAACAUUUAGACAUCCCAAUAUGUUAAUUUAUUCUUAAUGACGUGACACCAUCAGUAACUACCCCUAACCUAGACUUCUCUGUGUGGAUAACAAGAACAUUGGGAGUUACAUUAGUAAGGAUUUAAAAAAAUUAAAAAUGCACCCAAUUGUUAGGGAUAUAAUAAAUCCUUAUGUUUAAAGGCAUAACCCAGCCACUGACUCAUGAUGUGAGAAAUUUACAUUCCCUAGAGCCAGGUUAUUCUGUAAUUGCCCACUUCAGGUUUCUUGCACUUUCCUCUGAAUCAUAUGCUACCAAUCGUUGUCAGAGACUGGAUACUGGACUAGAGGGGCUGCUGCUCUGAUCCAGUAUGGAAAUUCCUAUGCUCCUAUAUCAUGGUUCUCCAUAGCUAUAAUAGCUAAGUAGGACAUUUUAAUUUUUUGACAUCAUAACCCAGUAAUUCCAUGUCCCUAUGUAAAUCCCUGUUUGUGCCAUCUUUGAAUCAUGUGAUGGAUCAAAAGCAACUGCUUUGUCUGAAGGCAAUCUCUAGAUAAGAGGCUGAAUGGGAAUUUUAGACUUCCUUAUAAUAUUGCUGUUGCAUUGCCUGUUUGAACUAAGCAGCUCUUCUAAUUGGAAAUAAACUAGCUAGGACAAUAAACUGAUUCUGUAACACCACACCAUGGGUAAUGGAGUCAGUUCAGAGAGUAAGGCGUCUGCCAGAAGAUCAAAGGAACUGGAGAAGAAACUCCAUGAAAAUGCAGAGUGGGAUGCCAGGACAGUCAAAUUGCUCUUGAUCAUCCAUAAAGAUGGCUUCACAGAUCAGGAAUGCAUGGAGUUCAGAUCUGUCAUUUACAGUAACAUAUUGCAAUCCAUCCUGGCUAUCAUGAAGGCGAUGUCCACUUUAGGGAUCAAUUAUAAAAACCCAGCCAGUAGAGAAAAUGAAAGACAACUGUACAAAGACAACUGUAUGGCAAAUUCUCUAGAGGAUGGAUCCAUGUCUCCUGAAUUGUCUGAAAUCAUAAAGCGUCUAUGGAAUGACCCAGAAAUCCAAGCCUGCUUUGAAAGGGCAGCAGAAUAUCAGCUCAACGACACAGCAGUUUACUAUCUUAAUGAUCUGGACAGGCCGACAGCUCCUGGAUAUGUUCCCAACUACCAAGAUGUUCUGUGUUCACGAGUGAAAACAACUGGAAUUAUUGAAAAAAGAAAAGGAACUCAGUUUUCCUUCAAAGAUAUGAAUUUCAGAAUGUUUGACAUGGGUGUACAGCGAUCAGAGAGAAAAAAGUGGAUUCACUGCUUUGAAGGAGUUACUUGAAUCAUAUUUUGUGCUGCACUCAGUGCCUAUGACAUGAUCCUGGCAGAAGAUGAAAAUGUGAACACAAUGCAUGAAAGCCUUCACCUGUUCAACAGUAUCUGUAAUCAAAAGUACUUUGCUACCACCUCCAUUGUGCUGUUUCUAAAUAAAAAAGGACCUCUUCCAAGAAAAAAAAUAACAAAAGCUAAUCUCAGUGUCUGCUUUCCAGACUAUGAUGCACAAAACACAUUUGAAGAUGUGGGAAAUUACAUCCAGAAGCAGUUCCUAGGCUUGAAUUUAAAGAAAGAAGACAAGGAGAUAUAUUCACAUAUGACCUGCGCCACAGACCAGAACAUCAAGUUUGUUUUCAAUGCAGUAAUCAUAAUCAAAGAAAACCUGAAAGACUGUGGGCUCUUCUAA